Molecule: messenger RNA, 1454 nt
Organism: Hippocampus zosterae (dwarf seahorse)
Lineage: Eukaryota; Metazoa; Chordata; Actinopteri; Syngnathiformes; Syngnathidae
Gene: derl1
Product: derlin 1
Exons: 8
Coding region: 190-957 (255 amino acids)
Biological process (GO): endoplasmic reticulum unfolded protein response
Cellular component (GO): endoplasmic reticulum membrane; Hrd1p ubiquitin ligase ERAD-L complex
Molecular function (GO): misfolded protein binding; ubiquitin-specific protease binding
Source: RefSeq, a predicted model, not a curated record
AGGAUGCCAUGACUGAUCACACAGUUACCGACAAGCAGAGCUAGCCGCUUGUGAUUAGCCACGUCAUGUAAACUUUUGAAGUGAUACUCACCAAAGACUUGUGGGUGCUGGCGCAGUCUUGAUAAUUUAUUAAACUUCUAAUCGGGCUUUGAAUUUCAUGCUUAGCACGCUGAAAUAAUUAUAUGAAAGAUGUCAGACAUCGGGGACUGGUUCAAAAGCAUUCCCCUCAUUACCAGGGGCUGGUUUGCUGCCUCGGUUGCUGUUCCCCUCAUAGGGAAACUAGGAUUGAUUGAUCCCAGGAACCUUGUACUGAGGCCAGAUUUGUUCUUAAAGAGAUUUCACCUGUGGAGACCAGUCACAGCCACCCUGUAUUUCCCAGUGUACCCCAACACCGGCUUCCUGUUCCUCGUCAACUUAUAUUUCCUCUACAAUUACUCGACUCGGUUAGAGACAGGAGCGUUCGAUGGGCGACCGGCUGACUACGUUUUUAUGCUCCUUUUCAACUGGAUCUGCAUUGUUAUAACUGGGCUGCUUAUGGACAUGCAGCUACUGAUGAUCCCGUUGAUCAUGUCUGUACUGUACAUCUGGGCUCAGUUCAAUAAAGACAUGAUUGUGUCUUUCUGGUUUGGAACAAGAUUCAAGGCACAUUAUCUGCCUUGGGUCAUCUUGAUCUUCAACUUCAUCAUUGGAGGCUCGUUUGUGAAUGAGCUCAUUGGGAACCUGGUGGGUCACCUCUACUUCUUUCUCAUGUUCAAAUAUCCCAUGGACCUCGGAGGACGCUCCUUCCUUUCUACGCCACAGUUCUUGUAUCAGCUCCUCCCGACCAGGAGAGGAGGCGUGUCAGGCUUCGGCGCCCCUCCCGCGAGGAGACCAGCGCCUCAGGAGCAGGCAGGAGGAGGCGGUGGUGGUGGCGGCGGACGUCACAACUGGGGCCAAGGCUUCCGUUUGGGGGAUUAAUGGGUGAUGACAAGCGCAACCCAUUGUCCACUUUCAGCUUCUGCACUUGGGUCUAAAUAUUUGCUUCUUCACUUUCUUCUGUUUGAGGAACUCCAAAUUAGUUAAAUUAAGUCUGAUGAGUGAAAAGUAAAAUUGGCAAGUAUUUUAAAGCCGUAAGUGCGGUUGCUGUUUUGAUGACUUUUAAAGAUGGAAAAAAAAUCUUUGUAUGUGAUUAUCGAAGUCCCCUCUUUUACUGUGUUUUUUACUGCCUUAUUUCACCCUUUGACAGCAGAUGGUCGGGUUGAGAGAUGCGAAACAUCUCAUAGUUAUCUGAUUUAGGUUUUUAAUGAUCUUCUCCAGCCUCUCAGUGAGCAUAUCAUCGGACUUUGAAAUUGUCAAAAACUGGUGGGUGAAGGCUUGUGGCCAACCACAAGUAUUGUUGUGGAAAUCGGUAGUACAUACUUCUUAUCACAACUCAUUUUUGUUUUUGUAAAUACAACAGUUUCCCGAAAAAAGAA